Molecule: messenger RNA, 1653 nt
Organism: Didymodactylos carnosus
Lineage: Eukaryota; Metazoa; Rotifera; Eurotatoria; Philodinida; Philodinidae
Source: the annotation of a GenBank genome assembly
AUGCGUGGAGAUUUAAAUGCAGCACUUAAUCCAAUUCCGCUUUAUAAACCUGGCGGAGGAGAAGAAAAAGCGGAAAUAGCUCGAUUGUCAACAUUUGCAGGCGCAUUGGCAGUUGGUGAUCUCGUUAAAAGCACACUUGGUCCUAAAGGAAUGGAAAGCUUCUUGUUACAAAUGAUGGAGCAACUAUAUUAUCGAAAAUUGGCAAGUUCAAAUAGGGAAAAUACAUUAUCAAAACAACGCAUAUUUGAAUUUCUAUUUUAUGUUUUAGGAGUUGAUAAUCCCGUGGCAAAAGUCUUAGUUGAAAUAUCAAAAGUUCAAGAUGAUGAAGUUGGCGAUGGUACAACAUCCGUGACUGUUCUUGCUAGUGAACUUUUAAGAGAAACUGAAAAUUUACUUGGACAAAAAAUUCAUCCACAAACAAUCGUGAAUGGAUGGCGAAAAGCAAGCGCCGAAGCAUUAAAGGUUCUUGAACAAGUUGCUGAAGAUCAUAGUAAGAAUCCUGAACAGUUUAAACAAGAUCUACUGAAUAUAGCUCGUACAACAUUGAGCUCGAAAAUUAUUCAAGGAAAAAAAGAUCAUUUUUCAAAAUUAUGUGUUGAAGCUGUAUUAAAAUUAAAAGGUAAAACAGAUCUUCAAUCAAUUCAAAUAAUCAAAAAACUUGGUAAUAAUUUAAGUGAUUCUUAUCUCGAAGAAGGAUUUCUUCUCGAUAAACGUAUUGGAAUAAAUAUGCCAAAACGUGUAGAAAAUGCACGUGUACUCAUUUGUAAUACGCCGAUGGAUACGGAUAAAGUGAAAGUAUUUGGCUCUCGUGUACGAGUCGAUUCCGUUGCUAAAGUAGCUGAAUUGGAAUUAGCUGAAAAGGAAAAAAUGAAAGAUAAAGUAGAAAAAAUUCUUAAACAUGAUUGUACAGUGUUUAUUAAUCGACAAUUAAUCUACGAUUAUCCUGAGCAAUUAUUUGCUGAUAAAGGUGUAAUGGCGAUUGAACAUGCUGAUUUUGAAGGAGUUGAACGUUUGGCAUCAGUUCUCGGAGGAGAAAUUGUAUCAACAUUUGAUGCACCGGAUAAAGUUCGAUUAGGUCGCUGUAAACUUAUUGAAGAAGUAAUUAUUGGAGAAGAUAAACUCAUUAAAUUUUCGGGCGUUGCUUUGGGUGAAGCUUGUACGAUUAUACUUCGAGGUGCUACACAACAAAUUCUUGACGAAGCUGAACGUUCAAUACAUGAUGCACUUUGUGUGUUAUCUCAAACGGUUAAAGAACCAAGAAUCUGUUAUGGCGGUGGAGCUGCUGAAAUGUUAAUGGCGAACGCUGUGACACAAUUGGCAGAAAAAACACCAGGCAAAGAAUCGGUGGCUAUUGAAUCGUUUGCUCGUGCUCUUCGUCAGCUGCCAACAAUUAUUGCUGAUAACGCAGGCUAUGAUAGUGCUGAAUUAGUAGCCAAUCUUCGUGCUGCACAUGCAUCAGGAAAAAAAACCUUUGGAUUAGAUAUGAGAAAUGGAACAACAGAUGAUAUGGUUAAAUUGGGAAUAUUAGAAUCAUAUCAUUUGAAACGACAAGUUGUUGUUAGUGCAUCAGAAGCAGCUGAAAUGGUGCUUCGUAUUGAUAAUAUCAUUCGAGCUCCACCACGACCUCGACAACGAGAUAUGAGACAUCAUUAA